Molecule: messenger RNA, 1179 nt
Organism: Spinacia oleracea (spinach)
Lineage: Eukaryota; Viridiplantae; Streptophyta; Magnoliopsida; Caryophyllales; Amaranthaceae
Product: chloroplastic import inner membrane translocase subunit HP30-2
Exons: 6
Coding region: 144-944 (266 amino acids)
Biological process (GO): protein insertion into mitochondrial inner membrane; protein targeting to chloroplast
Cellular component (GO): TIM22 mitochondrial import inner membrane insertion complex; chloroplast inner membrane
Molecular function (GO): transmembrane protein transporter activity
Source: RefSeq, a predicted model, not a curated record
AUUGGGUCGAGUGACAGGCAAAUACUUGUCUUUUGCCACUCCAAAGUUCUCAUUUUAUCUUCCCACCAUCCACACCUCUCAAAACCCUCUUCUUCUUCCUAUCCCCUCUCAAAAACCCCUAAACCCCCAGAAAGGUUUCGACCAUGGGAGAAGGAAAGCAAGGAGUAAUGGUGGUGGAUUCAUCAAAGGGUUUAAUCCAACAAAACCCAAUUACCCAAAUUCAAACCAAAAUCAAAGAAGUGGAAGUAAAGGUUAAAGCUUGGCUUGCAAAACAAUCUAUUCCUGUUGAAGCUGCUGUUGUUACUCUUGGUGGUGCCACCCAAGGUGCCCUUAUUGGUGGUCUUAUGGGUAGCCUUACGCAGGACCUUUCGACCUCCCUGCCUAUGCCUCAGCCUCCUCCUGGUGUUAGUCUUGACCCUAAUGCUAUGGCUAGUUUGAAACAAGCUCAGGCUCUCUCUGGGGGUCCAUUGGUUCAAGCUCGCAACUUUGCUGUCAUGACAGGUGUCAAUGUUGGCAUCUCUACUGUCUUGAGGAGAAUCAAAGGGAAGGAGGACGUAUGGUCCAGCAUGGCAGCCGCAUUUGGUUCUGGAGCCAUGUUUUCUUUGGUUAGUGGCAUGGGUGGUCCAAACCAAAUUCCCAGUGCAGUCUCAUCUGGAGCUUUUUUUGCCCUUGCUCAAGGAGGAAUUUACAAGCUGGGAGAAAAGUUCUCCUCUAAACCAGUGCUGGAAGAUGAUCCAUUCUAUGCUAAAACAAGAAGCAUGUUGUUUAGCCUUGGCCUCCAGAGCUAUGAAAAGAACUUUAAGAGAGGACUGCUAAAUGACCGUACAUUACCAUUGCUCACUGAUAGUGCCCUUAAAGACGCACAGAUUCCUCCUGGACCAAGACUUCUCAUUCUUGACCAAAUUGAAAGGGAUCCAGAGCUUAAAGAGAGGCGAAAAAAGUAGAGUGCUUACGCUGUUGUCAGACAAGCUUACAGGGCAACAAAUCACCACUCCGUAUUUAUUCGUACAAGGGAAUUCAGUUCUGUACUGUAGGUGGUAUUUUCAUUUUAAAGGUAGAUUGUUCUUGAAAUUUUAACUACGAGUACGUGGUAGUUACUUUGAGUUCUUAUUCAUGAUGUGAUCAACUAGGUUUUUGACACUAUUGUCCCAAUUAAUAAGAUGCAAAUCAAGUAGGCUA